Dreissena polymorpha is the source of this 2326-nucleotide messenger RNA. RefSeq names its product dual specificity protein phosphatase 4-like. Lineage: Eukaryota; Metazoa; Mollusca; Bivalvia; Myida; Dreissenidae. The record is from RefSeq and is a predicted model, not a curated record. Gene Ontology annotation, biological process: protein dephosphorylation; negative regulation of MAPK cascade. Gene Ontology annotation, cellular component: cytoplasm. Gene Ontology annotation, molecular function: MAP kinase tyrosine/serine/threonine phosphatase activity; protein tyrosine/threonine phosphatase activity.
CUAUGGCGGUUGUGUAAAUCACUCCUCGGACAUACACCGCGCGUCCACUGCCAUAUUUGGGGAAAUGGGCGGAGCUUGUUUAAGACAAGAUUAAGUUUUUGUGCUUAAGUUUUACAAACUUAUUUACAUAGAUAAUGACGGAUGUUUCCAAUAAAUGCUGAAUCAGCACGCAUAGAUGACAAAUCUUUAAUAUUACGGAAACAGUGACGUUAUUAUCGCAUCAUUGUGGACUAUUUUCUUCUCGCAGAUGUAAACAUCGAUAAACGCUGUAAAGGGGUUGUUUCAUUCAUUAGCGGCGGAAAUGGUAUUCCUACUCCAUUCAUUCAUAAACACGGCAAAUUAUUGAUAGUGGUUAGUUAGUAGUUUAUUCGUGUGGGGAGAGUCGGUUGAUAAAUUUGUUAGUGGUAAACAUAAACAGACUUAUGCGUCAGAAUAGCACAAGUUGUACAAACAUAUCUGUCGAUAUGUCCGAAGUAGGUGAGACUAUUGCAGAGAGUGUGGCUGUAGAGGAAGUUUCGCAACUGCUUUGCGCUGGAGAUGGCCAAACACUGUUGUUGGAUUGCCGGCCGUUCAUGGCCUUCAACGAGAAUCACAUAGUAAACGCGGUGAAUGUGUACUUACCGCCAAUUUUAAAACGAAGAUCGAAUGGAUUUGUUAGUCUUGAAAAUAUCGUUCAAUGUGAAAGCCGUCGUAAAAUGCUCCAGGACAAGCAAUUUGUACGAGUGAUUGCGUACGACAACGACACGACGGCACUCGCGACGUCGGCCAAAGACUCAAACCUGUAUCCGGUGCUCAAAAGUCUUCGACAACAAAUUGACAUUGAUGACGUCUUGUAUAUUUGCGGGGGAUUUCAACAGUUUCAAGAAUCUUUCCCUGAUCUUUGCAUCGGUCAGAAUGGCAAGGCGGAAGUGACGUCAUUAACACCGCCACCAAAGCGGACCACGUGCAAAUCGGGCCCAGUGGAGAUUGUGCCCUGGUUGUACCUCGGAGACUCGCACCACUCGUGUCAGCAGGCCGCACUCAAGGAGAUGGGCGUCACAUGCCUCCUCAACGUGUCCACCACGUGCAAGAACAUGUUCGAGGCGGAGUUUGACUACAUGAACAUUCCCGUAAACGACACUGACACCGCCAACUUGGCCUGCUGGUUCAUGGACGCCAUUCAGUUUAUAGAUAACGCUCGUGACAGUGACGGCAAGGUUCUCGUUCACUGCCAGGCAGGCGUCAGUCGCUCGGCAACCGUCUGCAUCGCUUACAUGAUGUAUAAAAAUAGCAUGUCGCUAGAGGACGCGUUUGACUACGUGAGGUCACGACGAGGACAGAUCUCGCCAAACCUUAACUUUAUGCAACAGUUAAAGCAGUUCGAAAAUGACUUGUACGAAAGAAAAAUGUUCGACAUUUCCGAAACUGUGUCGUCCUUAUCGACGUCGUUAGCGUCUGUGGAGUUCGACAUGAGCAACGCCUCCACGGAGGCCUUCUCCGCGACGAGUAGCGUCUUCGACUUCUCCUUCGCUUCACCGGCGCUCACCUCACCAAUCGUGCCGCCACUGUCGCCCAGGGAGAUCGUUUCCGCCAGCUAACUCCAACUAUAGAGUGCUUUUACGGUGGCAAUAUACUUACCUCAAAUGUCAGGGUCAUUCGGAUUCGGAUGUUCCAUGGAAGCGCGGACUUGUUUGGUUUGUGGGACACGGAUACAACGAUUGAAUGUGUUUGCUGUCAAUCGGCCGAGCCUUGCGGAUAUUGUCCUCAGGUGAAAGACAGUGCUUCUCUCGAUGCCCCGCCGAUACCUUAAGCCGCGCGGACUACUUGCCUGUGGCGAGCGAAGAGUUACUGUGAUAUACAUAUUCAUGCAUUAUAUCAUUUGAUUGAUAUCUCUAUGUGUUGACGGUUUUCAUAAGUGAUAUGUAUGCAUAAUUGCUAACUGAACAACGCAAAUACUUAUGACGCUACCAUAAGCAUGUAUAUACGAGAGCAACGACUAAGUACUUUUGAACGUGCGGACAAGGACGAAUUAAAUUUACUAUUAACCAAAAGUCAACUAUAUUGAUGCCAUCAGAAUUCACGCAGAAUUCACGGUUACUUAAGUCGUGUAAACUGUAAAUAUGUAAUAAGCUAUUUAAGUGCCUCAUCAUUCUUACUAUAUAUGAACAAUUGCAAACCUGCAGUAGGUAGCAAAAGCGAUUCAUUGUAACAAUGUCGCAAAAUGUACAUAAACAUUAUAUGCAUUUGAUUGAACAGUUUGCAUUUCAUUUACUUUGUAAAAACUGUUGUUUCAUUAAAUUGUUAAAUUGAAAAAUAUAAUGAAAAAAAUAUAAAUGAUUUAGUUUAA